CUGUGUUAACCUAGGUUUUACCAUGUUUUACUAUAGGCAAAGGACAAACCUUAUAGAUAGGUCUCUACAGAAUUUUGUUUCUACUAAUGUACUGUACUAUCAACAAUGAUUUGUUUAGUGUUUUUCAAACAGAAAUUAUAUGCAACUUUAGAAUUGAAAUAAUUAAUUAAGUUAGCUCCUAUCAAAAACUGUAUUGAAAAUUAAUAAGCAAAUUAUCUUUAUCAACAAUUAAAAUGUCCAUGAAAAUGAAUCAAGUAAAAUUUAAAUAUACUAAGAAGCCCAUUUGCUCAUUGAAGUAUGAAAUGACAAAAAGAAAGGAAAAGUGGAAAGCUAUUAAUGAUCCUGCGGAGAGACAACUUUCAAUUCCGCUAGAAGCGCAAUACUCAGUGGUUCAAGAGUGUGUAUCUGAAGCAGUGUACAACAGUCUGGCUACCAUGUUGGACAUGCCUCAGCUUAGCGGAGAGACUACGUUGUCUCCAUCUGUAGAGACAAUCGUACCUUACAACCCACCUGAGACAACCUUGCCGACUGAUGUACGAGACAGCGUUGAUAAAAGGACCAGAGCGUCCACAGUACAAAGCGUACUGUCUGGAUACUCAACACCUUCUCAAUAUGAAUCUCUUACAAGAACGGUUGUGUCUCAAACAGAAAGUCAAAAUGAGGUUCAGGUCGAACCUGAGAAAAAUGAGGACAUUUAUGAUUACGAUGGCUCUUCAGAUGUGGUUGAAGUGGAAAGCAAAGUUAAGUUUGACCGGCAAAUGAUGUUACGCCAAAAAGCAAUCUUAAGGUUCCUCAAUCUGCCAGAGGAAGAGGCUGCGUCUUGGAGAGUGAAAGAUGCUAAAGAUGUCAGUGAUCUCAGGCAGAUGACACUGGAGGAGAAGGGUGACUUCCUAAUCAACAAGAUUGCUGUUGACUUCUGCAAGUGGAUCAAGGAGCUGGGUGGUGACGAGAAGUCAUUUAUUAGCGAGGAGAUUGUCAAAGAACUGUUCCAAAUUGGAAUGGACAACCCAGCAUCUCGAGCGAUUUGCAUGAAAACCAGGGAGAAGAAAGUCCUCUACUAUAACCUGGCGACAUUCCUGUAGAUGCCAGAAAAAUCUUUCCACGAAGUACUUUUAAAACACUUAAUAUGGGACGCAGAAAUUGAGAAGAAACCGUCCAGACUAACAGCAUUCGGCCGAGUUUUGCCAAAGUAUUUACGCUUUAAAACUCCGAAGAACAAAACUUCAGAAACUUGGCUGGAAUGGAACAAACUGUCAGAGGAGCAGCUUAGCUUUGCUGAUGUUUACAAGGACAUCAAAGAUUUGAGGUCAACAAAAGAGUAUUGUAGAUGGAUGACAGCACACCCUGAGCAUAAGAGACCUCAGUAUCUUGUCGACCAGCAUAUGUUUGAAGAUCCCCAACUCUUGGAGCCGCGAGCAGGUUCCCCUCGGUAUACAAUUUAUAGGCUGAGUUAAGAUAGAUACAAGACGCAACAGAAGAACUUGAUUAAUAAUAAUUAAAUUUGUUUUAAUGUAGAAAAAAUAUACAGAGUCCU
Molecule: messenger RNA, 1534 nt
Organism: Macrosteles quadrilineatus (aster leafhopper)
Lineage: Eukaryota; Metazoa; Arthropoda; Insecta; Hemiptera; Cicadellidae
Exons: 8
Coding region: 234-1082 (282 amino acids)
Source: RefSeq, a predicted model, not a curated record